AUGUCUAAUAAAUCUCCGCGUAAAGCGCAAUGGGGAAUGCAUCAACAUAGACAUAGACGGGAUCCAUCACCUUCUGGAGCCCAAUGGGAUGCUUCAAUCACGCUUAGAGCAGUUCAAAGUGAAUCUUUACAAAUGAGAAAUCCAUCAAACGUAUCAAAAUAUCCUCCUUCUCCAACUUCCACAACCUUUUCAUCAGCUUCUUAUAAUACACUUCCAAGUACAAUGAUGACGACAAACACAUCUUCUACAAGUACGAGUAAUCGAACUACAAUGUCAAAUUCAACCGAUCCCCCUAUUGGUCAACAAGCAAUCAAUCUAAGAGGAAGGCCAGCCGGUUUUCAUUCUUAUAGCUUAUCUGUCGAUACAGCAAAAGCACAACAACAAACGGCUUUAGGACUCUUUCGAUCGACAGAAGCAACUUCUCCAACUUCAACCACCGGAAGUCAAUAUCAUUAUUGGCGUGGAGGUGAUUCGCCCGUUUUAAUGAAAGGAAGUGAACCGCCAUUCAAUUAUGCAGAAAGAAGGCCUUCAUGGACCCAAGAAAAUGUAUCUUCUACUCGUAGGGGGGCUCCAUUACUUUCACCCACUUCAACUUCAUUCGAUCAGCCCAGAACACAACAUAAAAGAGCGGAAAGUCAUAGCAAUCCAUUAGACAACAUUAAAUUGAUCGAACAAGAAGCCAAAGCUUUGAUGCUUUUGAGAUCUGAAUCAGGUCAAAAAAGCGAGAAGAAUGCGCCCGUGAAGCCGUUGCGGAUAUCAUCAAGGAUGCCUGAAGGAGUUACAGACUAUUCUUCUGCCGAGAAAGAAGGUAAUAAGGAAAGAGUCAGAUUUGACGAUUCACGGCCUACUGCGAAGAGAUCAUUGACUGUUGAGCCGACGCCAACAUCUCGACCAUCAUUCUUUAAGAAAGCGUUUGGAUCUCCACUGAAAAAGACUGAGAAGGAAGCAAAAGAGGAAAGACGAACAACUCAAACAAUGCCAACGACACGUUCAAUCGUUCGUAAUAGCCAUUCUUCUUCUUCUUUACGUCAGAAAAGUAAACAGAGAGAUACAUUAACGCGAAUGAUUUCUGCUCCAACAUUGAUCGAGACAAGUUCAACCGCAUCUCCCGUACAAACCCAAAUGCAAUUCCCACAAAAUGACAGAAAGGAAACAUUGCCAAAAGCCGAAGAUUCAAUUGCUGGCUUGAACGGCAAUCAACCCAAAAGACGUAAACGAGCACCUCCACCGCCGCCACCGCGAAGAAAACACUCAGAGAAUUCUACAAACACUCAAAGUUCAAGAUCACCAAUCUCACCACUUUCUCCAAGCGAGCCUCUCACUCCACCGGAGGAAAAAGGUGGUGAUAUAGCAGCCAUUGUAGGAUAUAGCGAUGAAGCUCAAUUCAGAAAAAAUUCUGCUUCGACUAUCCGAAAGAAUUCGGCCGUACACAUGACUGAAGAUUUCUCUCUGAUCGGUCAUAUGCCGUUGGAUUUCAUCAAUGGGGUGGGGAAGGAAAGAAAGUUUUCAAACACUGAAUCACUCGGUUCAAUCUACGAUCAAGAAAGUUGGGCAGGUCAUACACCACAAGAGAAUGAAUUAGCAUUACCUUCGCCUACUUACCAACACGCCAAAUUGAGUGGCGGCAAGAACCGUGGAAGAAAAAAGAGUGAUCUUUCUCCUUUGGUCAAAGAUCGUAUUGUAGAGCUUCAAGAGCCAGAUACGAGUAUUGAUACUUCUGAUACAAGUAAUGAAAGUCAACAAUCUUCUUCGCACUUGCUCUAUCUGGAUGAAAUACGCGAAACACGCAGAAGAUCACAAGUGAAGGAUGAUCGACGAGCAACCGUUUAUGAAGAUGCAGAUUCAGGUCUGGCUUCCAACGAAGAAUCUUUGAAUGCGGAAAGCGACUCUGAAUCACCAAUCAUCGUUAAGCGAAGACCAUCUGAGCCUAGAUACUACAAAAUCGUUCGAACGACAGAUGAAGAUUCGAAUGAACUGGAGUACCUUGAUUCAAUCCAUCUUUACGAUGAAGAAAGUCAAUCAGAGCUCACAGAAGAAAGUUCUUCGGUCACUGCAUCUUCGAUUGAACGUGCGAACAGUUCUUUAACCACUGCAGAACAAGAAGAAAUCAAUCGAUUCGUCAAGAAUUACGGAAAGAAUAUUCGUUCAGUUCGUGCUUCAGCUUUGAUGGAUUUAGACGAUGCCGCUCAAAGACCUUCAUCGAUCGAGAAAGUAUGGCAAGAGAGACAAGAAGGCAAGCGAAACGUGAUCAGCUUUGUUCUGGCUACUAUCUCUGGCACGAUGACCUACUUGACGCCGAUCAAAUUCAAAGAUAUCCAUCAAAUCCGCAAUUACAAUAAUAUAAACGAAUCGGAUCAUCAAGUAGAACAGUUUCAUAUGGAGAGCUUGAAGGAUAAUUGUGAAAGAUUGUUCUUGGCUUCUGUACCGAUGUAUGAAAUGUUGUUUACUCGUCUAUGGCAUAUUUCUCAUUGGUCGAAAAAGUUGGAAUCCUUGUCAUGGUUUACGGCUUACUUCACACUUUGGUACUGUGAUGCUCUCAUCCCGGGUGCUUUGGCAAUCCUCAUCUUCAAAAUUGUCAAUGAACGGGAAUCCGGCAGAAAGCGUGGAAGUAUGCUCACUUCGGAAGAGUUACAAUCACGUUCAAAAAUGCUUGAACAAUUCAGUGAAGGUGUCAAAAUAGAUCCGGCUUCUAUGUCUUCUUCCGCAACAUCUUCUCCAACUUUAGCAGGUGACGAAAACAGCUUCACUUCCUCUUCCUCAGAAGUCACAAACGCUUUACGUCAACAUACUCAGGCCAUUUCCAACUUUACUGCAAAAGUUGCCGAUAUCCAUGAACGAAUGUACAACAUGUCAAGAUGGUCUUAUACGCCUGCAACAGUUCGAACACUGAUUAUCGUUGGAUUCACGAUGGCUAUCUCACUCUUUUUCAAUGCAAGUCAAAUUCUUCAUUGUGUUGAGUUGAUUUUUGGCGUUCACUUUUUCAUCCUUGUUCCGAUUCUUUCUCGAUUCAAAUCUUUAUCUGGCAAGGCGAACUUUUCAAUCUUCUCACUCUUCGAUUUUGCCUUAUCAGGUGUCCCAAAUGACGCUCAAAACGCUCUAUUGAUCAUGCGCAAGAGUAAUGCGAACGAAAGUGAUCGAGAAUCAAAACAAUCAAGAGACAAGCGUAAAUGCAUCGCAGAAUUUGAUGAUGUAGUCAUUCAACCUGCUCACGCUCGAGGAGGACGUUAUCGCACCAAAGAAGAUUCACCCACAAAGAUGACCUGGGCAGCGAAAGAAACAACGUUUACAGCAACGUAUGAUGAUCAAGUCGGAUUACUGAUGAUUUCUUCUAAACGUAUCUUGUUCAGAACUGGUGGUCCUUCUUUUAUCGUUUUGUUGGAUAUCGAACUUGAACAAAUCGCUCAACUUGAUAAAGUUCGCAAAGCAACAAUCAAGGAUUCCAUCCGCAACGAAGGCUUGCGAAUCACCGUUAAGCAAGAUUUCGGUACAAACACAGAGCCAAGUAUUAGCAUUCAUACUUUUUUGAAUAUGAAUUUGCGAGAUGAAGCUUUCAAUCGUGUUUUGGCUUUAGCCCCACAAAGGUGGCACAAACAAAUAGGAGUCAAUUCUUCUACCUAA
Meira miltonrushii is the source of this 3618-nucleotide messenger RNA. RefSeq lists its product as uncharacterized. The transcript has a single exon. Gene Ontology annotation, biological process: negative regulation of toll-like receptor 9 signaling pathway; apoptotic process. Lineage: Eukaryota; Fungi; Basidiomycota; Exobasidiomycetes; Exobasidiales; Brachybasidiaceae. The coding region runs from base 1 to 3618 and encodes 1205 amino acids. The record is from RefSeq and is a predicted model, not a curated record.